AUGUCGCUUGGCAAAAGAGACAUGAGUCAGGAGCGCCUGUACCAAGAUCGCAAGGACGUGCCGCCCGUCCACUUCACCACGCCGCCGCCGCCGCCAUCCCACCACCGCCACCAGCAGCAGCAGCACGGAGGACACGGUGAGCAGCAGCAGCAGCUGGAGUGCUUCUCCGAUGAGGUGGAUAGCCGCGGGAGCGCCGAGCAGAAGGAGCCCGCCAGUGGUGGUGGUGGGGCACUGGUGGUGUCGGGUGGCGGCGGCGAUGGGGCGAGCAUCGAGUUGUCCAAGAAGCGGAGGGGCCGGCCCCCGGGGUCCAAGAACAAGCCGAAGCCGCCCGUGGUGAUCACGCGGGAGGCGGAGCCGGCCGCCGCGAUGCGGCCCCACGUGAUCGAGAUCCCCUGCGGCUGCGACGUGUCCGACGCGCUCGCGCGCUUCGCGGCGCGGCGGAACCUCGGGAUCUGCGUGCUCGCGGGCACGGGCGCCGUCGCCAACGUGUCGCUCCGCCACCCGAUGCCCGGCGGCGUCGGUGGCGGCGGUGGCGCUGGCGCCCCGACGACCGCCAUCGUGUUCCACGGGCAGUACGAGAUCCUGUCCAUCUCCGCCACGUUCCUUCCCCCCGCCAUGUCCGCCGUGGCGCCACAGGCCGCCGCCGCCGCCGCGUGCCUCUCCAUCUCGCUGGCGGGGCUGCACGGGCAGAUCGUCGGCGGCGCCGUGGUGGGCCCGCUGUACGCCGCGUCCACCGUCGUCCUCGUCGCGGCCGCCUUCACCAACCCCACCUUCCACCGCCUCCCAGCGGACGACGACGCGUCCGUGUCCGUCUCCGUCUCCGUCCCGCUCUCCGCCGGCAGCGGCGACCCCCCAGCGGACGAGCACCACCGAGGCGGCGGCCACCAGCACCCCGGGGAGCAGCCGCCGCCGCAAGAGCAUCGUCCUCUCGCCGUACGACGCCAGGCCCCGCCGCACCUUGCCUCGGCAUCAUCAGCGCAGCCUGUGGAGCCGUGCGGCGGCCCACCGGCCGUGCCCAUCUACGCCGCUUGCCACCCGCAGCCGCAAGACGUGAUUUGGCCGCCGCCGCCGCCGCCUCCGUACUGA
Miscanthus lutarioriparius is the source of this 1086-nucleotide messenger RNA. The record is from the annotation of a GenBank genome assembly. Lineage: Eukaryota; Viridiplantae; Streptophyta; Magnoliopsida; Poales; Poaceae.